AGACAUAUAAUAAGUUGGUUUAUUUAGGUGAGGUCGUGAUAUAAAAUUAUACUUUCACGCCCUCUAUUUAUCAUUGAUUAAACUUAUCGAAUUUCUUUAAAAAGAUUAUUCAAAAUAUUCAAUUACUUUAUCUUUUGUUAUUGAAAACGGAUCUUCGUCAUAUAUAUGCACUUUUAGAUGUAUAUUAAUAAUAAUUAAAAGUGAAAAUGGUGGAAAUUACGAAAAACAUUUUGUUCAUUUCAAUUAGUGUUCUAGUUAUUUCAGGGGGAAAUUGCCAUGUGAAUGAAGCAAUAAAAAAAGAAAUUUUCAAUAUAUAUAAAGGCGUGACUUUCGAAGUAAGAAAUUUCACUAAUACUAGACCAAAUGUUAAUGAAACCACGUAUACUUUGUAUAAUAGAAACGAAAUUAAAAAUGGAACUGUCAUAACAUCUUCAAAUUUGAAAUUAAUAGAACCCACCGAGGGUCAAAUAAUUUUUAUAGUACACGGAUGGACCAGUUCAGGAACUGCCGAUUGGGUUAUUAAUUUAAAAGACGCUUUUUUAAUUACUAAACCGAAAUGUUCAGUAAUUACUGUCGAUUGGGGAACAGCUGCUGGACAACUGUAUUCAAUUGCUUCUGCAAAUAGUUAUAGUGUCGGUAAUUUCAUUGGAGAAAUGAUAAUAGAUCUUAUAGAAAAACACAACGUAGAUAUAAAAAAAAUCCUUCUGAUUGGACAUUCUUUAGGAGGACACACUUGUGGUUUCGCAGGAAAGAAAUUGAAAGAAGUUGGUAAAUUAUUACCGAGAAUAAUAGCACUCGAUCCUGCUGGUCCUUUAUUUCAAGUUUGGCCAAAAGAUAAAAGAUUGGAUUCCUCAGAUGCAGAUAUCGUAGAAGUCCUUCACACUGACGCUGGAACUUUCGGUUUGGCUGGUUCUGUUGGUACCAUAGAUUUUUUUGCAAACGGAGGUCAAUUUCAACCAGGUUGCGCCAGGAUAGAUUUAUUCGAUAUUUUCAAUAUCGAUCCAGUUUUCUGUGAUCACGGUAGAUCCCAUUCGUAUUUUAUCGAAGCCAUUUUGAAUCCUGCCGAUUUUUUGGCGCGAAAAUGUUCCACUUAUAAUCUUUUCAAAAAAAGAUGUCAGGAUGAAAAAAUUGCGUUGGGAAAUCUCACGACUAGAGCUACAGGAAAUUUUUAUUUUGAUACUAAUAAGGAACCACCAUAUUCGAAACAAGAAAACUCAUCUAGGGGACUUUUUGGAAUGGUUUCCAAAGUUUUUAAAUUGUAAAUUAUUUUUAGAUUAUAGUUUUUUUAUAAAUAAAUAUUUUUUAAUUUCUUUUAA
Diorhabda sublineata is the source of this 1316-nucleotide messenger RNA. Its product is annotated as inactive pancreatic lipase-related protein 1-like. Gene Ontology annotation, molecular function: lipase activity. The record is from RefSeq and is a predicted model, not a curated record. Bases 207 to 1262 code for a protein of 351 amino acids. Lineage: Eukaryota; Metazoa; Arthropoda; Insecta; Coleoptera; Chrysomelidae. Gene Ontology annotation, biological process: lipid metabolic process. The transcript has 5 exons.